Messenger RNA from Drosophila willistoni, 1981 nucleotides. Its product is annotated as serine protease persephone. Bases 156 to 1931 code for a protein of 591 amino acids. The record is from RefSeq and is a predicted model, not a curated record. Gene Ontology annotation, biological process: proteolysis. NCBI's taxonomy places the organism in Eukaryota, Metazoa, Arthropoda, Insecta, Diptera, Drosophilidae. Gene Ontology annotation, molecular function: serine-type endopeptidase activity. The transcript is spliced from 8 exons.
UUUGUUUUUAUAAACAAUCUUUUCCUUCGCGCUUUGUUGGCGUUUGUUUGAAUUUCUUUUUUAUCGAAUGCUCUGAACUGAAUUCGUAGUCGCAAUCGAAAUCGAAUUCGAGAAUUCUUAUCAAAAGGUGAAAGGCUAUUCGUGUCAAAGGUACAAUGCCUAGAGAAAGUGUCAGUCUAGUCAAUCAUCUGGUGUUAUGUGGUUUAUACUAUCUACUGAUCAAUGCCAAAUGCAUUUGGGCACAAGAUGUAGGCGAAUUAUGUGUGAUUAAGGAUCUGCCGAGUGUGCAGGGUAUCUGUAUGUUAGAAUCGCAAUGUGAGCCACGUGUUGCCAAGUAUAUCAAGACUGGACGAAUAAGCAGCAUGCAAGUGCCUAGUUGUGGCCUUGGCACAUAUGAGGAGAUUGUUUGCUGUCCCGCACAAGAUUGCUGUCCCGAUGACAAAAGUUCGCCACAGCCAUCACAAUUGCCGCCUCAACAGCAGCAGCCUCAAUCGAAUGUUAAUGCGCCCAAAACAAAGGAUUUGGAUGAAUCUUCACCAUAUUUUGAUUUUCAACAACUGCUCAAUCAGAAGCAACAGCCAAAGAAACAAGAGACCAACAUCAUAUUGCCAGCUGAGAAUCAUGAAGCCAUAUGGCAACCACCUCGGGGAACACAUGCUCAAACCCAUGAAGCCAUAAGAUUCCAUCCCACUCAGGCACCACCACGUGUAAGAGAGCCAAAAAUUAUAGUAAAUAGACCACCAUCGAGACAGCCAACAAGAUGGAAUCAACCGUCUGGCUGGGAUCCCAUACGGCAGGUCAAUGACAGAUUGCGUCAACAGGGCAUGGACAUUGAGGCGGCCCGUCAGGUGCCAACCUUUGAAGAGAUGAUGAUGCCUUCAACACCAAGUACAACCACCAGCACCACCACCACCACCACCACUAUGAGGACAACUACAACCACAACGGAUUGGGCACUGUCGGAUCCAUUUGCACCAUUUCGUUUUCAGGCCAAAGAGCAACCUGGUCUGAUCUUUGGUCCAACAACAACUACGACAACAACUAGGACAAUUGCACCCACGCCAACAACGCGAGUGGAUGUUCCGAGAGAGAGGGCUGUGGUGCGAGCUUGCAAUGUGAUUCAGGCCAGAAUGGACAAGGACGCUCUAACCCCACACAUUCUGGAGGGUAUUCCUGUGAAUCUUGGAGUUUAUCCCCAUAUGGCGGCUAUAGCAUUUAGCAAAUUUGGUUCGAAUCAAUUUCGCUGCGGUGGCUCAUUGAUAGCGGCUCGAUUUGUUUUAACCGCCGCCCAUUGUGUGAACGAUGAUACCCCAGAUUUUGUGCGACUUGGAUCUGUGAAUCUGGAGACACCAAGUCCUGGAUAUCAGGAUAUACCCAUAUUGAAAAUUACCAUCCAUGACGAUUAUUUGAGUAGCAGCAAAUACAAUGAUAUUGCCAUAUUGGAACUAGCUACGGAACCCAUACUGGGGGGCAACAUAUUUCCAGCCUGCCUCGAAACGGAUGUCAGAGAUCCACCAGCGACUGCCAGCCUUUUUGUAGCCGGUUGGGGUGUAAUGAAUACAACGACUCGACAACAAUCGAAAAUCCUGCUUAGAGCCGCCUUGGAGAAUGUGAAUCUGUCCCAGUGUAAUGAACUUUUUGCCGAACAGCCGAGCAGUAAGAGAGAACUGAAACAAGGAGUGAUCGAUUCGUUGCUCUGUGCCGCCGACAAGCGACGACAGAAGGCCGAUGCCUGUCAAGGCGAUUCGGGCGGACCAUUGAUCUUUGAGCGCAAUCUCACGGAUGGCAAUUAUACCAUUGUGGGUAUUAUAGCAUCGGGUUUCGGUUGUGCCACCAAAACGCCAGGACUUUAUACGCGUGUCGCCUCCUAUUUGGACUUUAUUGAGAAGGUCGUUUGGCCGGAGGAUGGUAAUAGGAUCAAUGAUCUAUAGACUCUAAAUAAAUUCAAACUUCUAAUACAAAAUAAAAUACACAGAUUUCA